Panicum virgatum (switchgrass) is the source of this 1992-nucleotide messenger RNA. RefSeq lists its product as uncharacterized. NCBI's taxonomy places the organism in Eukaryota, Viridiplantae, Streptophyta, Magnoliopsida, Poales, Poaceae. The transcript has a single exon. Bases 980 to 1984 code for a protein of 334 amino acids. The record is from RefSeq and is a predicted model, not a curated record. Gene Ontology annotation, cellular component: mitochondrion; membrane.
UAUGGAAGAACUGCUGCGCCGCGGGAAAUCCUUCUCUAUACAAGUUCUCGUACGAGGUUUUUGAACAGAACUUCGAUAGGCGAGAGGUGUAAGCACCGCGAGGUGUGAAGCGAUCUCGUACUAAACGAAUGGAACUUUCCAACCUUCGAGAAAAGGUCCCAUCCUUCAAUAUCAUGAUUGGGUCAACCAGGCCAGAUCAUAAGUGAAAUAGUUUGAUCGGGUCGACCAGGUCAGGCCCGAUCAUGAGAAUCUCUUGUUUAAGCAAUGACAGUCUCUAUUAACAUGCUUUUUCUAAGUAGUAUCUUCUUUAUACCGUGCCUACAGGGUGUCAUUUAUUUGAUGGAAUCGUCCGGCCAGAAACGGGGAAGAAUCUCUUCUGUCGUAGAGGCCUCGUCGAGUGCUCCCACUCCGCCAAAAAAAGAAUAUGAUAUAAAAAAGAUAAGCGGAGAAAAGUGUCCCACCAAGACGCCGAUGAAAGACUUUGCAACGAAUUCAGCAAGUGUAUCAUUGAUGAAGAGCUCGUCAAACUAUCGAAAGAUAUGUUCUAAGAGUACAUACCACACCUCUGGGCGCCCGGGCCGACCGACAGGCUGAGGGCAAUGGAGACAAUCCGUUCCGUAUAGAACAAAGGCGGUGAUCCAUUCUAAAAAAGGGAGGAAGAGAGAGAUCUCUCGUUAGGUCUUGGUGAUGACCGCCGGAGGGGGAGUACGAGAAGGCGGACAUCUGGCUGCUAUCAGUCGGCUGGCGAGCCUAACCCUACGGGGUCAGGAGGCCGAUACUGUAGUAGUCGCUCCCUGCUAUGAUCCCUCCUGCCGAGAAGGGUGGAAGGACAGGGGAGCACGCCAACGUCUCGAUCAAUAGGAAGAAAAGGGAGUCUUUUUUUUCCUAUUCCUAUUUAUUAGAAGGAAAUCUAUGAUAUAAUAAUAUAGGGAGGGAGUCUUUUUCUGUCUUGAGGGUUUUAUUUGAAAUCAAAAUCGAAAUGCCUCAACUUGAUAAAUUGACUUAUUUCUCACAAUUCUUCUGGUUAUGCCUUCUCCUCUUUACUUUUUAUAUUCUUUUUUUUAAUAAUAAUAAUGGAAUACUUGGAAUUAGCAGAAUUCUCAAACUACGGAACCAACUGCUUUCGCACCGGGGGAACAAGAUCCGGAGCAAGGACCCUAAGAAUUUGGAAGAUAUCUCGAGAAAAGGUUUUAGCACCGGUCUCUCAUAUAUAAACUCCUGUUUAUCCGAAGUAUCCCAAUGGUGUAAGACCGUCGACUAUUUUAGAAAAAGGAGGAAAAUCACUCUGAUCCCUAAUUUCGGAGAAAUAAGUGGCUCACGAGGAAUGGAGAGACAGAUUCUCCAUUUGAUCUCGAAGUCCUCAUAUAACACUUCUUCCAGUCGGAUCACUUGUAGGAAAAACAUAAUGCUCACACAUGUUCCACACGGGCAAGGAAGCAUAACGGAAGAAAGAAAGAUGGAACCAGAUUUAAUGGCAGAGAAAAUAGCCAAGCUGCGCCCCCCAUUCCCAGGGAGGCCGCUGGGAACUAUGCCAAUUCGUUCUUUUGCCGCUUCAGCAGACGAUCCACAGGAAUCAGCGGCAACCCGGGCAGACCCCGCUUCGCCGCCAAAAAGCGAAGCGACUGUGCCACUGUCUCCCCGGGAUGAGGCGCCGGGGUCUCCUUACUCCGAACCUUGUGUUAAUAACGAGGACGCAGUUUCGGACGAUCCGAACAGCGUUCAAGCCAUUAUUGAACAAGACGAAGUUUCGGACGAUCCGAACAGCGUUCAAGCCAUUAUUGAACAAGACGAAGUUUCAGACGAUCCGAAUAGCAUUAAUAACGAGGUCAAGGAUAAGGGGGAAGUAGGAACCUCCGAAGGCCCGCCCGAGUCAAAGAAGCCUAAGAGGGAAGAAAGUGAUUCUGAUUCCGGGGGGGAAUCGGGGGAUGAUGGGGGUGACCCCUCCGGAACUCCAGGUCUAACUCUCUUGGACUUAUUCAAGUAAUUUCAUUA